Messenger RNA from Sphenostylis stenocarpa, 720 nucleotides. The record is from the annotation of a GenBank genome assembly. Lineage: Eukaryota; Viridiplantae; Streptophyta; Magnoliopsida; Fabales; Fabaceae.
AUGCAAAGAAUAAAGCAACGGUUGUUGUUAAGAGUGGACAGGAAGAAGAGGGUAACAAUGGCAGCUUUUGUGUUAACUGUGUCACAACACGGAACCGGACAAUACCGGACGGUGCAGGAAGCCAUAGACGCCGUGCCCCUCGGCAACACUCGCCGGACCGUCAUUCGGGUGUCGCCGGGAACCUACCGGCAGCCCCUUUACGUGGCAAAGACUAAGAACUUCAUCACCCUCGUUGGCCUAUGCCCUGAGGACACUGUGCUCACUUGGAACAACACUGCCACCUCAAUUCAACACCACAAGGAUGCUAACAUGAUAGGGAGUGGAACCUUUGGAUGUGGCAGCACCAUUGUGGAAGGGAGUGACUUUAUUGCUGAGAAUAUUACCUUUGAGAAUUCUUCCCCUCAGGGUGCAGGGCAGGCAGUGACACUCAGAGUAACAGCAGAUCGUUGUGCUUUCUAUAAUUGCAGUACUGCACUCUUGGAACAUUGUCACAUCCAUUGCAAGUCCGCAGGGUUUAUAACUGCACAGAGCAAAAACUCUCCACAGGAAAAAACUGGUUAUGUAUUCCUGAGAUGUGUUGUCACAGGUGUUACGACUGGGUUUCGUCCAUCCCAAAGAGUGAAAUGGGCAGAAGAAUUGAAGAAUGAAGGAGCUGAGCAGUUUCGAGUCACACCUUCAUUGAUCCAGAAUCAGACAGAUCUUGACUUCCUCAAAGAAUGA